GCAACGCUCGCCGACGGAGUGCCGGUGAACAUGAUGAUUUUGUGUUUUCGGAGCACUCCGGCGCCUCUUUGCCGCAAGGCCGUCGAGUGUUUGCUGUCGGUGCGGCGAGGGGCUGCGUGCCGACUGGAGGCGUCGUCGUCGUCACGGCGGCUCGGACGCGCACCUGUCACCGCGGCGGGGGGAAGCUCCAGGACCCUCGGUCUCAGAGGGCUGGACGACCGCGCUCCCUGUCGCCUCGGCCCUCUUCCGUCGACGCGGUGGAGGCCGUGCGGGACUCUGCUAGUGCUCCGCGGAGGUCGCGGCCGUGUGGCGGACAACUCCCCGGCUCUCCUGUCCACCGGAGGCCGAGGGCACAGCGGGAAGAUCAACCAGGGAACAUCGGACAGGCAGCGGGAAGCCGCCCCGGUUCCUGGACAGGGGCUUUUUAAGUUUAAAGAACUGUACGAGAACCCGUGGACCGUCCCCAACCUGCUGUGCGUGUGUCGGAUAGUCCUGGCUCCUUUCCUGGGUCACCUGAUCAUCCAGCAACACUUCCACCUCAGCCUGGCGCUCUUCACCCUGGCUGGAGCCACUGACCUGCUGGACGGUUACAUCGCCAGGACAUGGCCAACGCAGAAGUCUGCUCUGGGAAGCGCCCUGGACCCGCUGGCUGAUAAAAUCCUUAUCAGCAUUUUAUACGUCAGCCUCACGUACGCAGACAUCAUACCAGCGCCACUGACGGCGCUGGUGGUUUUCAGAGAUGUCGGCUUGAUCGCUGCCGUCUUCUGGGUCAGAUACAAGACAGUGCCGCCGCCGGUGACCCUCAGUAAGUUUUUUAACCCCUGCUACACCACAGCUCAGCUCAAGCCGACGCUCUUCAGCAAGCCGUUUGUGCGUUGCUGUGGGCACUCUGCAGGUGAACACGGCUAUCCAGCUUGUGCUGGUCGCGGCGUCCCUGGCGGCUCCAGUCUUCCAGUACACAGACAGCAUCCUGCUGCAGGGCUUGUGGUUCGUCACCGCCGUGACCACCACAGCGUCGGGCUACAGCUACUGGCACUACGGCCGAAAGACCGUCCGGGUGCUGAACACCAGGUCGCCAUGACAACAAAAAACAUUAGUAGCAAGCCGCAGACAAUCAAGAGUUGGAGGAGGUCGAGGGAGGCAUGAGCCGCGCACGCGAGCGCCGGAUGACGGCCAAGAGUGUGGUGAGAACAAACAAGUGGCUGUUAACGUGUCGCCAUGGCGAUGACUCGCCGCAGAUGGUCGUACCGCAGCUCAGCUAUUGGACCCUACUGUAUGAAAAAAGAGCUGGGUUUUUUUGUUUUUUUAAACACAGUCACACCGAUCACCGUCACAUCAUGUAUGAAUGUUUGAUUUAUCAAUAAAAUAGAAAAUCUGUGCAAUCAAAA
This is a messenger RNA of Phyllopteryx taeniolatus (common seadragon), 1388 nucleotides long. It is a transcript of the gene crls1, whose product is annotated as cardiolipin synthase 1. The coding region runs from base 31 to 1146 and encodes 371 amino acids. The record is from RefSeq and is a predicted model, not a curated record. Gene Ontology annotation, cellular component: mitochondrion; membrane. NCBI's taxonomy places the organism in Eukaryota, Metazoa, Chordata, Actinopteri, Syngnathiformes, Syngnathidae. The transcript has 7 exons. Gene Ontology annotation, molecular function: cardiolipin synthase activity. Gene Ontology annotation, biological process: cardiolipin biosynthetic process.